UGUAUGUAUCAGAUACGUAGUUGGAGAUGCCAAUGUCUGGGCAAUUAAAUCAUUCAACAAAGGAGAGUUGAUUUUGGGAUGAUAGUAAUGGUGUAUCACUACUUACUACUAAAAGUACUACAGGUAUAGACGCACGAGCAAAUUCCCCGACUGGCUUGUUCCGAUGAUCCCUCUUUCCUUCUAUCAGGGUUAGGAAUUGAUGGACCGGACUAUCAAUUACUUGCUAUACUCUCAGUAGAAUUCUCAUUAUUAUUAUAAUAUGAUUAUUAUCUCUUGUUAUGGAGAUAAACAGUGGUAUUAAUCCAACGCCCCGCCGAGGCUGAGAGAAUUGUCGUCAUCCGGUCCGCCCGCCCAGAGAAGUGAACCCGCCCGCUUGCGUCUUCGCGACUUUCUUUCUCUCUCUGUCCGUGUCUUUAUCGCAGGUACUCCAGAUACUAAUAAAUAAGUAUAUUAACUCCCCCCCCAUCGUCUCCGCUGUUCCCGGACUGUCCCCUGCUCUGCCCUGCCAGUUCUUCUCCACCUCCCUCUCCUCCAUCCUCUCUCCUAUUACUCUCCUCUCCUCCCCUCUCUCUUUCUCUCUCAUAUCUCUUAUCACACUGCUUAUCAUGCCACUCACCAUCCUCUCUCAAACACAACUCCGCUCCCUCCUCCUGUCGCUCUCUCGCGACCAGAUCAUUGAGCUCCAGCAGAACCUCUCCAAUGCUCUGCGGGACUACUCCACUGGUAGCCAAGAAAAGGGCUGUGCGGCUGCCUACCAACCCACGCGCACGGCCAUCACCCGUCAGAAUGGCUGCACCACCUUGUUCAUGCCCGCUAGCACGGGCAACACCCUGGGCAUGAAGAUGAUCUCCUUACAAGAUAACAGUCAGGCCGGCUGCUCCGUCGACCCAGCCUUAGACUUGUCCUCCGCAGCCUCCCGGACCACCACCACCACCUCCUCCUCCUCCAGCCGAGUCAACCAGCGCAAGUCCAUGUCCUCCAUCUCCUCCGAAGGCAGCGAGCAGUCCAUGUCCUCCCAAGAAGACGACGACCAUACCUCCUCCUCUCCCUCCUCCAGCAGCAAAUCGCUCACCCCCGGCUGCGUGAACCAGCAACCCAUCGACACCGGAAUGUCCAACACCAUGGGUGCCUGGCCCGCCGCCGGCUCCCGUGAUACCUCCCCACAAGGAUCAGUGACAUUGAUCGACGAGACGAGUUUACCCUUUGGAUUGAUCAACGCUCAUGAACUCACCCCCUUUCGCACCGCCUUGACCGCCACCAUGACCCUCAACAAACGCAAGCGCGUGCGAACCGUGGUGGUGUUCGGGGCGGGCAAGCAGGCAUACUGGCACAUUCGGCUGGCGCUGAUCCUGCGCGGAGAGGGCAUCAAACGAGUGUAUAUCAUCAACCGAUCCUUUGACCGCGCGGCCCAGCUGCUGCGGGAUAUCUACAGCCCCGAGAACGCCAGCUGGCGCGGCGAUGUGAAAUUCUCCGCCGUCAGCACGGACUUUGUCGAGUACGACCGCAUCCUGCACGAUGCGCUGCUCAAGGCAGAUGCGAUCUUCUGCUGCACGCCCUCGACGGAACCGCUCUUCCCUGCACAAAUCCUCACAUCGCGCGACGGACGCCGAAAGGGCCGUCUGAUCAGCGCGAUUGGAUCAUAUCGGCCACACAUGACGGAGCUGCCACCUGAGUUGCUGCGCGACGAGGUGACGGUGCACAGCUCGCAUCGGCAUUUCCACAAGCAUGUGCGACGGAGUGGCGUGGUGGUGGUGGACAGUCUGGAUGCGGCGCUGAAGGAAGCCGGCGAGAUUGUGCAGGCGGGCAUCCGGCCGCAUCAGGUGGUGGAACUGGGCGAGCUGCUGAUUGUGCGGGAUGCGUCGCGCGGGGAGGGCGACAACAGCGAAGAUGGCAAGAGUCUUCGGGAUUGGGUGGAGCGCGGGAAUGUGAUCUUCAAGAGCGUGGGGAUGGGCUUGAUGGAUCUGGUGACGGGCGGCGAUCUGGUGCGGUUGGCGCGGGAGAAGGGAGUGGGCACGACGCUGGAGGAAUUCUGAAUGCUUUCUUUCUUUUCUUUCUUUCUUUUCAUGUAGUAAUUACUGGAGAACUAUCACGAUGCGGGCACCGGGAAGGAGGUAAUUGCUGGACUAUGAUAUCCAUAUUCAAUUCAUGCUACUUUUAUCUUUCUA
Aspergillus welwitschiae is the source of this 2165-nucleotide messenger RNA. RefSeq names its product putative proline utilization protein PrnX-like. Gene Ontology annotation, cellular component: cytoplasm. The transcript has a single exon. Lineage: Eukaryota; Fungi; Ascomycota; Eurotiomycetes; Eurotiales; Aspergillaceae. The coding region runs from base 606 to 2033 and encodes 475 amino acids. The record is from RefSeq and is a predicted model, not a curated record.